This is a messenger RNA of Peromyscus leucopus (white-footed mouse), 3777 nucleotides long. Its product is annotated as protocadherin gamma-B4-like. Gene Ontology annotation, molecular function: calcium ion binding. The record is from RefSeq and is a predicted model, not a curated record. Gene Ontology annotation, cellular component: plasma membrane. Gene Ontology annotation, biological process: homophilic cell-cell adhesion. The transcript has a single exon. Bases 676 to 3072 code for a protein of 798 amino acids. NCBI's taxonomy places the organism in Eukaryota, Metazoa, Chordata, Mammalia, Rodentia, Cricetidae.
AGAAGAAGAAGAAGAAGAAGAAGAAGAAGAAGAAGAAGAAGAAAAGAAGAAGAAGAAAGGAAAUGACACUCUUAGAAAAUGAAGUAAUGAAGUAUAUCAGAAUAGAUAUGCCUUUAAAAGGAGAUAAGACACUAGGAAUAAAAAAGGAAGAAGGAAAAUUAUCCCACCUUAUUGCUGCUCAAUAAACAUGCAAUGUUGUUGCUCCCUGGGAUUAUUUAGGCCAAGACUGUGUUACAGUCAUGUUUGGCUCACUAGUGGAGUAUUAAAGAUUAAAGUACGCUUAUGUCAGCAGAUAUUAUUACUUUAGAGAUAAAAACCUGGAAAUUUGUGCUAAAAAGCGUUUCCAACAAUAGGUUUUGAAUGUUAUUAAAUAUAUGGAAACUACUGAUUAAAAACUUCAAACAGCAGAGGCUGCAGUUUCCUACUGUGGACUUUGGGUGUCGCUGUUGGACAGACUGGAGAGCCUGAAGCUCCACUUCCCGCGCAGCCGCAGAGCGCUUUCCUGUCGCCCUUUCUCCGCCUUAUCCUUCACACCGCUUUUUCCAAGCAAAAGAAUUGUUUCGUAGACUAGAAUUGUCGUAAGAGUCCAUUUGGAGCCCGGAAUAUCCGCAGCACGGAGCUUCCUUGUAACCCGGCGUCUCCAGACUGGUGAGCAAGCAAAGGGAAACCAGAAGGAUGCGGGAGGGCGCUGCCGAGAGGCGCCGGGUGCAGAGGCGGCCAAUGCUCCUUCCCUUCCUGCUGUCUUUGUUCUGCCCCGCGCUCUCUGAGCAGAUCCGCUACAAGAUCCCCGAGGAAAUGCCCACCGGCUCUGUAGUGGGGAACCUCGCCAAGGACCUGGGCUUCAGUGUCCAGGAGCUACCGACGCGAAAGCUGCGUGUCAGUUCUGAGAAGCCUUACUUUAGUGUGAGCGCAACCAGCGGGGAGUUGCUAGUGAGCAGCAGGCUGGACAGGGAGCAGAUUUGCGGGAAGAAGCCUGUGUGCGUUCUGGAAGUUGAGGCUGUUGCUGAAAGUCCGUUGAACUUUUAUCAUGUGAACGUGGAGCUUGAGGACAUUAAUGAUCACAUGCCAAAAUUCACGCACACAUCCUUUGAAUUGCAAAUAAGUGAGUCCACAAAACCAGGGACACGAUUUAUCUUAGGAUCCGCCCAUGAUGCAGAUAUUGGAACCAAUUCUCUGCAGAAUUACCAGCUGAGUCCCAAUGAUCAUUUUUCACUGGUGAAUAAAGAGAAGUCCGACGGUAGUAAAUACCCUGAAAUGGUAUUGGAGACACCUCUAGACCGGGAGAGGCAGAAAUCCUACCACUUGACCUUGACUGCUUUGGACUUUGGGCAUCCACCCCUCAACAGCACUGCGCAAAUACAAGUCCUAGUGACUGAUGCCAAUGAUAAUCCUCCAGUGUUCAGCCAAGAUAUAUACAGGGUGAGCCUUCCAGAAAACGUGCACCCAGGAACCACGGUUCUUAGGGUGGCUGCCACAGACCAGGACGAGGGUGUCAAUUCCGAGAUCACGUUCUCUUUUAGCGAAGCUGGCCAGAUCACCCAAUUUAACCUGGAUUCUAAUACCGGGGAAAUUACCACUCUGGAUACAUUAGACUUCGAAGAAGUCAAAGAAUAUUCCCUUGUUUUGGAAGCAAGGGAUGGCGGGGGGAUGAUUGCACAAUGUACAGUGGAGAUAGAAGUCUUGGAUGAAAACGACCAUGUCCCUAUAGUGUUAUUCCAAUCUCUACCGGAUCUCAUAAUGGAGGACGCCGAACCAGGAACACACGUCGCUCUGUUUAAAACGCGAGACAAAGAUUCUGGACGCAAUGGAGAAGUUAUCUGCAAAUUAGAAGGCGGCGCUCCGUUUAAAAUACUCACUUCUUCUAGAAACACGUAUAAAUUAGUGACGGACGGGGUUCUAGACCGCGAGCAGAACCCAGAAUACAACAUCACUAUCAGAGCCACCGACAAGGGUGACCCGCCCCUCUCUUCCAGCUCUAGUGUCAUCUUGCGUAUUGGCGAUGUGAACGAUAACGCUCCAGUUUUCACAAAGGUUUCAUAUGUGGUCCAAGUUUCGGAAAACAAUCCGCCUGGAGCCUCCAUCGCUCAAGUCAGCGCCUCGGACCCAGAUUUAGGGCCCAACGGCCACGUCUCCUACUCCAUCAUAGCCAGCGACCUGGAGCCUACAUCGCUGUGGUCCUACGUGACCGUGAACGCGCAGAGCGGAGUGGUGUUCGCUCAGCGCGCCUUCGACCACGAGCAGCUGCGCUCCUUCCAGCUGACUCUGCAGGCGCGCGACCAGGGCUCGCCCGCGCUCAGCGCCAACGUGAGCAUGCGCGUGCUGGUGGGCGACCGCAACGACAACGCGCCGCGCGUGCUGUACCCCGCGCUCGAGCCCGACGGUUCCGCGCUCUUCGACAUGGUGCCACGCGCUGCCGAGCCCGGAUACCUGGUCACUAAGGUGGUGGCUGUGGACGCAGACUCGGGACACAACGCCUGGCUGUCAUACCACGUGCUGCAGGCCAGCGAUCCCGGGCUCUUCAGCCUGGGGCUGCGCACUGGCGAGGUGCGCACAGCGCGUGCCUUGGGCGACAGGGAUGCGGCGCGGCAGCGCCUUCUGGUCGCUGUGCGCGAUGGUGGACAGCCACCGCUCUCGGCUACAGCCACGCUGCACCUGAUCUUUGCUGACAGCCUGCAGGAGGUCCUGCCAGACCUCAGCGAUGAUCCUCUGCCCCCUGACCCUCAAGCCGAGCUUCAGUUUUACCUGGUGGUGGCCUUGGCCUUGAUUUCUGUGCUUUUCCUCCUGGCUGUGAUUCUAGCCAUCGCACUUCGACUGCGACACUCCUCCAGCAGCAAGGCUUGGGGCUGCUUUCAGGCAGAAGUUGUGGUUCCCCCCAACUACAGUGAUGGUACUUUGUCGUAUUCCUACAACCUGUGUGCUCCACCUACGGGGAAGGCAGAAUUUAACUCCCUGACAUGUAAUGAUCAGUUGAAUUCAGGACAAGAUAUACUUUUUGGAGAUUCAGCGGGGGCCUUGUUUCCACUUAAUUCCAGUGAGUCAACCUCCCAUCAGGUGAGUUUCCUGCGAUCAUAAGGUACUCCUUUGUACUCAGUUCUCCGCAUUCUCAGGAAAUAUAUGCUUUCCAGAUAGAGCCAGUUCUUAAGGCAAUAACAGUGAAGAGUUAGUGGUGUGGUUAAAUGUUAGAGCACCUGCCUAGUAUGCUGACUCAGUCCCUAAGAGCACCAUGAAAAGUUUUAGUGGGUUAAAAAAGCGCUCAUGGGGGCUAGAGAGAGACUCAGCAGUUAAGAGCACUGGCUGCUCUUCCAGAGGACCCAGGUUUAAUUCCCAUCGCUCACAUAGCAGCUGAUAGUUGGCUAUAACUUGAGUCUCAAGAGAUCUGACUCCCUCUUCUGGCCUCUGAUGGUACCGGGCACACACAAUGCUCAGACACACAUGCAGAUAAAACCAAUACUCAUUAAAUAAAUAAAUAAUCUUGAACAGUGACCAUAUAAUUCUUCAAAUAAUAAGGUAUGAGCACUUCUGUGCCUUGUAAGUAUAAUGUACCAACCUCAGGUGUUCAGUAGGUGGUCUUAACUACAGUGUGAAAAAUCUACUGACUCUCCUUAGAAUUUAAUGAGAUUUUUCCAUGAAUUUCCUUCCUGUUGCUUAAUACAAGAUGAAGACUUAUUGUAGCUUGGACAUACUGUAAGUAUAAAAGCAGUCAUUGAGCUGGAUGUGGUGGUUCACAUCUUUAAUCCCAGCACUCGGGACGCAGAGCAGGUGGAUCUCUGAGUUUGA